UCGCUGGCAAGAACAACGUUAAUGUUUGGUAGGCAGACAUAAUAAAUACUCAUUCUUGGUGCUAGCGCUGCUAAUUCCUCUAUCGGUGCGCCCCUUUUGACCUUUGGAAAGUUUUUAUCAACCUAAAAACCUGCUGGAACAUAGGCGGAUUUCGCACGGUCGUGUGAUGGAUGAUGUAGAGGCCGAUCCACUCUUCCCGACAGAUGAUAUAGAUCUGCGCCGCCAAAGCCGAAUGAAGGCAGUACGGAUCAUGAUGCGUCCAUUUCGGCUUCGCAAUCCACCCACGCAUCAGGCGCGCGCAACGGUUUAUGGUUCGAACGCUUGGUAGCUUUCACGUGGGUUGUCCUACGGCUGCUCGGCUUGGUCCGAUCGUGGCCGUACCCGCUAUGCGGCAUGGAAAAUUCUGCUUUUUAUCAUCAACAUGGCAUGGUUUCUUAUGAUCACUUGGUUGUUGCUGGCUGCUACCAUCGUUGACGCCAGCACGCAAAUGGAGUUAUGUCGAAGGCAGAAAAACUUCAUGAAAGCCGCGGUCAUUUUGCUGAAAUCGAUCUCGUUCGUCUUCUUCUCUGUUUAUGUCAGUGGGAGCAUGUGGGAUAUGCCGCACCAUCUGAAGACUGUUUACAGUCACUACCUGCAGAGUAAAGCGAAGACAUCCCGGAAAUUAUGCGACACUUUCGAGGAGCGUACGAAUCCGGACUGCGGCGCUGUUCUCAGCAUCAUAGCAUCAUUCUUCUUUCUGCUGCACAAAAGUGGAUUAGGGCUGUUUACCAAUGUUGCCGGUGUCAGCACGCAAAGAUUGCAGUUAUGGGCGCAGACCUUUGACAAAAAUUCGACGCGAGUUGAAGAAUUUCACUACUGGGGUUUGCACGCCGGUGUGAUUGUUGACGUACAGCUGGCUGUGGUCCGCUGCGUUAUAACUACGUAUUGUCUGCUGGCCGUGUGCACGGUCUGCAACUGGCACAGGACGAUCCAUGAUUCGGGGCUCGAUGGUUACCGCGCUACUCUCUCCGCAUGGCAGGCACAUGAGAAAGAAUAUGUGCAAUACGUUUGUGGAGUUUGGAGUGUGUUCACCUUAAAACGGCAAAAAAGCCUCGGCUUACUGUUGCGCAUAUUGUUCGUCCAUGAUUACGUUGCAUGUGCAUUGGUUCUUGGAGAGCUGUAUUAUCACGAAGACGGGUUGCACCAGCCAUGGACCAAUAUAACGGCAGUACUCUCGCAAAUCCUGAUGACCGCCGUCUUAGCAAAUUCCGUCGCUGCCGUCAGCGAUGAGGGCAAUCAUCUGACGGAUGUAUUAGGCACGGUGUUGUCCAAGGUAAAGGGGAUUUCGGAGACCGAAGAACUCCGGCUGUUCAGACAGAUUCGAUGUUUGCAAGAGCACUCUGUGGGUCUGAAGAUCGGUACUAUAUCCGUUGGGACUAAUUUCGUUAAAAUUGCAAUUAUUGCUUUGCUGGUUCUGGUCGGAUCUAUCGCGAAGUGAAACAACAAUUUAGUCUCGAAAACUGCUUUUGGACUUCCGAAUUUUCCAUUACAAGCGUGACAGAGGAUUUUUCACAACGAAAAGUGUUUUUGAUAAUUAAUGUCCAUUAGCGCAAGCAUUUAAGCUUGGACUUACUUUUCCUGAAUAAAU
Molecule: messenger RNA, 1627 nt
Organism: Paramacrobiotus metropolitanus
Lineage: Eukaryota; Metazoa; Tardigrada; Eutardigrada; Parachela; Macrobiotidae
Exons: 5
Coding region: 422-1477 (351 amino acids)
Source: RefSeq, a predicted model, not a curated record